AAAUCCAUUAUCUAGCCUCAACUAUAAAUCUACUGCUGCCAUAAGCUAUUUUGAUCAUCAAGCAGAUAGCAAUUACUAAUACCUUUUAAAAGAUCAAACAACCUUUUUCUUUCCUAUAUUCCAAAGUAAACAAUAUGGUAAGUGCUAAGAGACUCAUCAAGAUGGCAAGGAAAUGGCAGGAGUUUGCCGCCAAGCAGAGAAAGAGAAUUUCACUUCCAAGAAAUAGUAAUGAUGAAGACAGCUUCAGUAUACCAUCCUCUGUCGUUGAGAAAGGCCAUUUUGUAGUAUAUACAGCUGAUCAAAAGCGCUUUGUGAUUCCGUUGGCUUAUCUUGAAAAUGAAAUCAUUAGGGAACUCUUAAACAUAUCUGAAGAAGAGUUUGGGCUGCCAAGUGGUGGCCCUAUUAUAUUACCCUGCGAUUCGAUCUUCAUGGACUACAUAAUUUCACUAAUCAAGAAAGGCAUAGCUGCAGGAGAUCUUCAUAAAGCGUUGCUUCUUUCAAUUCCUUCAUGUUGCUGUUCAACAUCUUCUUUACACCAAGAAAGGGGAAACCAGCAGCUACUUGUCUAUUAAGUCAUGUCAUUUUUUUUUUUUAAUUAAUGGUAGCUCAAAAUAGUUUAGUAGGCCAAGAAUAGAACAGAAAUGUAAGUGCAUCAUACAAACUGAAUAUAAUUUUAUCAGAAAAUUUAUCAGACUCGUGGCGUUCAAUUUUCAA
Messenger RNA from Lycium barbarum (goji berry), 714 nucleotides. RefSeq names its product auxin-responsive protein SAUR68-like. The coding region runs from base 135 to 572 and encodes 145 amino acids. The transcript has a single exon. Gene Ontology annotation, biological process: response to auxin. The record is from RefSeq and is a predicted model, not a curated record. NCBI's taxonomy places the organism in Eukaryota, Viridiplantae, Streptophyta, Magnoliopsida, Solanales, Solanaceae.